GACACUGAGGUAGUCAAACCAAAUCAAAGAUAGGCCUGGGGAAAAACUUCCAGUUUAGUCUCCUGGAAAGUCUUGCAAAAAGUCUUGCCAAGAACAUCAGUUACUGCUUAUUCCUGAAGAAUUUUUUUUAGAUGGCUUGGGUUUAGAAGGCAACCGAUGGAGAAAUUCCAGGCCGCAAUGCUCCUGGGGGCAGUAGGAGAUGCUCUAGGGUACUACAAAGGCCGCUGGGAAGGCUGCAUGUCAGGGUCUCAGAUACAGAAAGAGCUCUCGGAGCUUGGGGGACUGGCGGCUCUUAAACUGGAUCCAGAAAACUGGCCUUUGAGUGAUGGAGCUUUGAUGCACAUGACCACAGCGGAGGCCCUUGUUACAGAUUACUGGUGUCUGGAAGACUUGUACAGAGAGGUUGUGCGGCUCUAUGUAGCAGCCAUGGUGUCCCUUCAAGGUCGUGCUCCCGACCCCAGCACGGUAGAAGCUUGUUCCUACCUCAAACCCUACAACUACCUGCUGGCCUGGCACACGCCAUUUAAUGAAAAAGGUUCUGGCUUUGGAGCCGCCACGAAGGCUAUGUGUGUAGGUAUGCGCUACUGGCAGCCUGAAAGACUGGACACCCUGGUGGAAGUGAGCAUCGAAAUAGGCCGGAUGACCCACAACCACCCCAUAGGCUUUUUGGGAUCUCUUUGCACUGCCCUCUUCGCCUCGUACGCAAUCCAAGGCAAGCCGGUGGUGACCUGGGGCCGUGAUCUCAUGCAGGUGAUCCCCAAGGCUGAGGAAUACUGUAGGAAGACUAUACGUCACAUGGCAGAGUACCAGGAGAAAUGGUUUUACUUUGAAGCCAAGUGGCAGUUCUAUCUACAGGAAAGAGAGAUUGAGGAGGACGGACAGAACAAGCCUCUUUUCCCUGAUUCAUAUGAUGCAGAUAUGACGGAUAAGGUGUAUAAGAGCUGGAGCUCAGAAGGCCGAGGAGGGCACAGGGGCCACGAUGCACCUAUGAUCGCCUACGAUGCUCUGCUGGCUGCCGGCUCAGACUGGGGCGAGCUGUGCAAGCGGGCCAUGUUUCACGGAGGAGAGAGCAGCGCUACAGGUCUGAUUGCUGGCUGUCUCUACGGCCUGCUUUACGGACUGACCCACGUGCCCUCAGGACUGUACCAAAACCUGGACAAGAGGGAGACGCUGGAAGAGCUUGGAGCCAAACUGUACAACAUGGCAGCUGUAGAAAAGGAUAUAGAGAAAUAACACUCUGCAUCUCACCUCCUUGUUCACACAGGAAGUUCAUAUGGUUUAUAAGCUGCACAGCUACAGCAGCCACACACCCCUCCUGUACCUCUUCUCGGCAUUCUAUUUAUUACCCUCUGACACCAUGCUUUGUCUGUUAACAGACUUGUACUGUAAAUUAAGUCAAGAAUUAAGUCGAGGAUUGAAAUAACCAGAAGAACUGAAGAUAAUCUAAACAAAUUAUCGAUUGCAGAUUUGUCAAGUAUGUGCAACUUACAAAAAAAAACCCACAAAAUGUGUAAUUGUUUGCUCCAAAAAAGACUUUUAUAUAUUUUGGCCAGAGGGUUUGCCAAUUAAGGUUGCCUGGUCAAAUUAUAGUGUAAUGUACCCUGUGCAUGCUUUGGUGCGUGUAUAUUAUGUAAA
Messenger RNA from Clarias gariepinus (North African catfish), 1635 nucleotides. RefSeq names its product ADP-ribosylhydrolase like 1 (gene adprhl1). NCBI's taxonomy places the organism in Eukaryota, Metazoa, Chordata, Actinopteri, Siluriformes, Clariidae. Gene Ontology annotation, biological process: protein de-ADP-ribosylation. The coding region runs from base 157 to 1233 and encodes 358 amino acids. Gene Ontology annotation, molecular function: ADP-ribosylarginine-[protein] hydrolase activity; magnesium ion binding. The transcript has 7 exons. The record is from RefSeq and is a predicted model, not a curated record.